AUGACGACGAGGAUGACCGAGCUGGAGUCGCAGGAGGCGGUCGAGACGAUAAGGGCCGCCUCCGCGGCGCACGUCAGGACCAGCGCCGCGCUCCGGCUGCUGGCGUUCGCGGCGUCGCUCGCCGCCGCGGUGAUCGUGGUCACCAACAGGGAGGCCCGGUGGGGCGUCAGCGUGAGCUUCAAGAUGUUCGACGUGUGGGAGUACCUCAUGAUGAACCUGCAGACGGCGGCUACGGCCGGCGCCGGCGCGAUGGGUUCGGUGGCCAUGUGGGGGAACAAGCCGAGCAGGUGGUUCGCCGUGUGCCGCCUCUACCGGCUCUACUGCAACAAGGGCGCCGUCUCCCUGGCGCUCGCCUUCGUUGCUUUCGCCGCCCUCGGCGUCGCCGGUACCCUCUCCCGCUACCCCAGGGCACCACCACCGGCCGCCGCCAGAUAA
This is a messenger RNA of Phragmites australis (common reed), 435 nucleotides long. Its product is annotated as CASP-like protein UU-1. The record is from RefSeq and is a predicted model, not a curated record. Lineage: Eukaryota; Viridiplantae; Streptophyta; Magnoliopsida; Poales; Poaceae. The coding region runs from base 1 to 435 and encodes 144 amino acids. The transcript is spliced from 2 exons.